GUGCCCUCCAUGCGAAGCGGCAUCGUCAAGAAGUAGAAGGCAGCAAUUCGGAACUUUGCACCGUGUGUGCGUGAGCACACGUAUUUUAAUUGUUUAAGAAGUGAAACACAUACAACAUCAAGAUGGGCCGACGGUCAAUUAACACCACCAAGAGUGGGAAAUACAUGAAUCCCACGGAUCAGGCCAGGAAGGAGGCGAGAAAAAGAGAACUGAAGAAGAACAAGAAGCAACGUAUGAUGGUGAGACAGGCUGUUCUGAAAGGCAAAGAUCCCAUGAAGCUCCUUGAAGAAGUUGAGCUUAUAGACAGACAAGAGUAUGAUCCUAUCAAUCCACCAAAACUAAAUGAAAAGGUCUUAAAAGAUAAACGGAAAAAGCUGAAAGAGACAUUUCAAAGAGUUGUGCGUCUUUAUGAAAAAGAAGACCCAGAAUACUCUAUGGAAUUAAGGAAAGCUGAAAAUGAAUAUGAUAAAAAGAGAUUGCAGAUGCAGAUAUAUUAUGAGCAAGUGAAGAAUGCCGAGAGAGUGCAGAUAGACCAGAUCCCUCUCCCUGAGGCUCCAGUGGAUACCACAGUGCCAUAUAUGAUCCCCCUACCCAGUGAUAUUCCCCUCCCUACAGCUACACCAAAAGCUGGUAUAUUGAAAAAGACCACGGCCUAUGGUCCACAGCUAGGCCUACCCACAGAGCUCUAUAGUCAACAGAAACACAAGAAGAAACCUCCUGGCCCUCCUCCAGGGCCUCCCCCUGAACUGAGCGAGAGUGAGGAUGAAGAGUAUGACCCAGAGAAAGCUAUAGAGGAGAACAUUGGUGAUGUCCAGUUACCUGUGGAUGACCAGAUACCAACUGACGUGCCAGACAGAGCAGAGCAGACUGACCAGAGUGGGCAGCCAGAGAAAUCUGAACGAAGUGGACGCUCAGAGAGGAGCAGGGAGAAAUCUAAGCACAAGUCAUCAAGAGACAAGAGAGAUGAACCCAAAGCCAAGAGUCGGAAGAUCCGCUUUGCUGAUGACGACAUGAGAGAUCUGGAUGAAGCGGAGAAAGACACAAGACUCACGAUUCAACGACUGAUCAGAGAGAAGGGGAAGAAGAAAGUCACACCAUUACAGGCUAAGAUGUUACGGAUGGCAGGUCAGGAUGUGCCCGAGUAUGAGAACGCUGAUGAGGAUGAGGAAGAGGAGGAUAGGGAGGCUGAUAGUGACUCCAGUGACUCUGACAGUGACGAGGACUCCAGGAGGAGGCGGGCUGACUCCAGCUCUUCAGACUCCUCCGACUCCGAGACAGAGAUGACAACCCAGCAGGAGGAGGGAGCAUCUAGUACAUCAACAACCAAACCUUCCACCACUGCCCAGUCUGCCCCUCCAUCAGCUGGCACCCCAGCAGCACCCAGCAGGCUGUUACCCCCAGGUCCCCCUCCUGGGGCGCCACCGGGAAUGGGUCCACCAGGGUUACCUCCAGGCCCGCCUCCAGGUGCCCCACCCAUGUUUAUCAGACCUCCGCCCUUGCGAGGGGGUCCACCAGGUGGCCCACCCAGAAUGUUACCCCCAGGACCCCCACCUGGUCGUCCUCAUGGCAUGCCUCCUGGACCUCCACCUGGUCUACCCCCUAAUAUCCGAGGCCUACCCCCAAGGCUUCCCUCUGGACCACCAGGCAUGCCACCGCCGCGAUUGAUGCGACCUCCUCCUGGAGUUAUGCCCCCUGGAUUACCCCCUCCUCCAGGGAUAAUUCCGCCUCCAGUCAACCCAAAUGUUCUCAGUGCUCCACCCAGCAUCAUGAAACCCCCACAGAAACUGGGCGACGACGAAAAGAAAAACACUGCAACUAUCGAGGCUAAACCUCAGAUUAAACAUGUCAUGGGUGACGUUACACGCUUCAUGCCCACAUCUCUCAAGGUCAAGCGGGAAACGAAAGAUGCCAAAGGAAGAGUUGUUUCUGGUAAAGAAGACGAGAAAGCAACAGUUUCUGCACCCAAGCUGACAGCCAUGCCAGCAUCAAAAACCAAGACAAAGGAUGAUGCAUAUGAGGCCUUCAUGAGAGAGAUGGAAGGCCUGUUGUAAUGGACACUGAAUUUGACUGAUGGUUAACUGAUACAUUCAUGGCAUUGAGUGGUUUUCCACAUGCAUGAAUACUGAAUACAAUAGAAGGACUGAGUUGGGAAACUUCAACCAAUCAUGAGCUGUGAAAAAGACUGCCGUGAAAGACGACUACCAUUGCCUGACCUAUCAAACACAAUGGAACAGAUGAACCAUGGCAAGAUCUUGUGUCAUGAGGUCUGUUUGACAGCCAAGCACCUUGAAUACAAACUCUGGUAUUGUUACCACUUUAAUAUGUAACCUGUUUGCUCAUUGGGCAAGAUAUUUCUCAGUUUGUGUCAUGAACUUUGAACCUUGACAUUGUACAUGCCUUGCUGGAAAAUGUGGAAAAGCAUUGGGAUUGAAUUCUAUUAAAGUAAAUGUAACUGUACCUAGCCGUGUAGACUUUCUGUUACUUUUCUGCGCUUAUUUGAGUGUCAUCUGAGAACUACAUGUAUUCUGUAAAAGUAAAGUAACAUUUACUUUCAUCUCUUAAAUCGCUACUAAAUCCAAUACUAGAAGUUGAAAAGGGUUUCAAAACUUAUGUGUUGAUGUCAGGUCAUAUGUCUCUUUGUUUUUUCGAGGAAGAACAGGUUCAUACUUUAAAUAGGUGGAGAAAACCUGCUUUGAGUGAAUUGUGUAUUUGAGUCAUAGUUGUGUGUUUUGUAUAUUAAUGACAUCAUGUUUUACAUAGAACAUCAUCAUCUGGCAUUGUACAGAAGUCAUUGUUAGUAAUAAAUGCUUAUUUAAAAAGGUACCAUAUGGUUUUAUUGUGAUUUAAUGUCCUGGAGUGAUUUUUAUUUGUUGUACCUCUUCCGCCUGAUUUUCCCAUGUAGAAACCUGACUGCUUGGGUGUGCCUGAUACAAGUUGUAAUAUACACAUACUUGAUUACCAGGAUGUGGGUUGAUAGGUAAAUUACUGUGUAUAACCUAACAUGUCAUCCAUGACAAUCUAACUCAUUAUGCCUUAUUCCAAGAGUUUCUGUUAAUCUUUGAAAGGUAUUUUGACAUUUUCAAAGGUAAAUAAAAGAUUACUUCCGAGAAAAAAGUUUGUUUUUGC
Molecule: messenger RNA, 3126 nt
Organism: Liolophura sinensis
Lineage: Eukaryota; Metazoa; Mollusca; Polyplacophora; Chitonida; Chitonidae
Product: WW domain-binding protein 11-like
Exons: 16
Coding region: 123-2051 (642 amino acids)
Biological process (GO): RNA processing
Cellular component (GO): spliceosomal complex
Source: RefSeq, a predicted model, not a curated record